CCGCAAAGAAGGCUUCCUUUCACGUAUCCACAGCACAAUAGUACGGCAUGUUGUGAGAAUUAACUGGCAAUCCAUAGCAAAGCAUAGCGUUCCUUAUAGUCGCACUUGUAAAAGCACCCUACCUUCACAAGUUAUUAACGAUAGGCUUAAGCUUUUACAGUUGACUCUUUUACGAGCUGCGCCGGGACUGCCCCGGCCGCGCUGCCAGCCAUGAUUCCACCUCUUUCAUCCCUUGUUAGAUAUGAUAACCCUGUCUUAGUUAGCACUAGCAAGGACAAGGGAAAGGGCGCGAAGGGGACGCCUGGAAAGAAGGGUGCUUUGCCACCAGUGGAACAAAAGCCUGGAUUGACACAAACAGAGGAUAUCCUCAACUCUAUCCUACCGCCUAGGGAAUGGACGGAGGAUGGCCAGCUCUGGGUUCAAUACGUUUCCAGCACUCCUGCGACGCGCUUGGAUGUCAUAAAUUUGCAGGAGAAGCUAGACCAACAGCUGCAGCAGCGACAGGCACGUGAAACGGGCAUUUGCCCCAUCCGCGAGGAGCUGUACGCACAGACGUUCGAUGAGCUUAUCCGGCAAGUCACCAUCAACUGCGCCGAGCGCGGUCUCCUCCUACUGCGUGUGCGUGAUGAAAUGCGCAUGACGAUUGCAGCAUACCAGACCCUGUACGAGAGCGCUGUGGCGUUCGGCAUCCGGAAAGCGCUGCAGACGGAGCAGGGCAAGAGCGAGAUGGAGUCGCGGAUCACGCAGCUGGAGGCGGACGUGAAGGACCUGGAGCGCCAGGUCCAGGAGUGGAAGUUCAAGUGCGAGGCCAUUGAGAAGCGCGAGAGCGAGCGGCGCGAGGUGGACGCCAAGAAGCACAAGGACGAGGUGGCCUACCUGGAGAACUACGCGAAGCAGCUCAAGCAGCAGCUGGAGACCUUCCUGGUGCCCGCCAAGAAGGGAGCGCCGGGCGCCCCGGCCACCGCCACGUAAGGAGGAGAGGGGCUGGAGUGGCUGCCGACUGCUGGUUCCUGUCGGGGAGUGUGCGGGGAGCCGCGCUGUCGUGCUGUGCGCUGUGGAGUGGAGCGGAGGAGGGAGUGGGCAACACGGCGGGGAGGCGGUGUGCUGGAGGCGGAGUAGGUGGAGGAAGAAAAGGACGGGACGGAAAAGGGUGUGGGGUGUGGCAGAACCGGGCGCAUUUUGGGGUGCAGGAGGUGGGGUACAGGGAGGAUAUGUGAGCCAUAGGAAGAAGGGGCGUUGAUGCUCCCUUUUUCUCUGAAGAUGGGGAGGCUGGAUGACGCCCAAGGCUGUCUUUGCAUGGGCUUGGGGGAUGCGGUGGUUUACCGAUUAGAGGUGCUGGUUGUGGUGAUACUACCGGCAUGUCUGGCUAGCAACAACAUAAUGACCGUGCAUGCUGACGUGACACGUCUAAACUUAUAACAAAGACUGGCGUCGUUUUUACCCCUUCACAACCAUGUAUCUGUUUUCUCGUGUGACCUUGGGUGGAUCUGAGACGUGGCGCGCCCUAUGUAUGUACAUGCCUGCGAGUGGGGAGAGCGCGUGCUUGCUACGACCGGCGAUAACAAUCCACGACACCGCUGUACAGACAACUAACUACCUGGCGCGUAAACUGACAUGGU
Astrephomene gubernaculifera is the source of this 1619-nucleotide messenger RNA. Lineage: Eukaryota; Viridiplantae; Chlorophyta; Chlorophyceae; Chlamydomonadales; Astrephomenaceae. The record is from the annotation of a GenBank genome assembly.